GUUGUGCAAGGUUGUGUUCAUAUGUGUUUUUUUUCAAUGUGAACGCAUCUGAAGUGUUAUCUUACAUCCGUUUUUAUAAUCAAUAUAAACUUUGAAACACAACUGCUUCGUCUGUAUUUGAAUUGUUUAACGUUUAAAAAUAGUAGUGUUUUCAAUAUGGUUGUAAAAAUUGUUUUAUUAUCGUUAACUAUUUAUAGUAUAUAUAGUUUUGUGUCAUGUAAAGAUUGCUAUUGGAAUGCCCGUUGUCCUUAUCAAUUGUUUUCUUCUAAAACGCCUUAUGAAAGUGUUAGAGGUGACUUGAGAGAUGAAAACAUGCCUAAUUGCCAACCGAUAAGUUUGUGGUCACUCCACCGGCACGGCAACCGGAACCCAAGUUUGCAAGUGACCGAAGAAAUUAAGGAACUACAGAAGAAAAUUAUCUAUGAAAUAUUGAUCGCAUAUGAAAACAACAGAACUCAUCUCACAAAUUGUUUUCAGGAUAUCGAGGAUCUGCUACACUGGUCAUGGAAUUCAACAUUGGAUACAUUACCAAACUACCUCACAGGUAUUGGCUAUGAAGAGAUUUUUGAUUUAGGGAAAAGGGUAAGGGAGAAGUUCGAAACACUCCUAUCGGGCACUCCUGAUAAGUUCUACUUCAGACCAACAAACGAGCAGAGAACUACUACUAGUGCAAUUGCCUUCGUUCAUGGAUUGACAUUUGGAACCGGAGCUAACCUGACUACCAGUAUUGAUGAGCCUUGGGAACAAGAUAAUGUUAUACGCCCCUACGAGAGCUGUAAAAAGUAUCAAAAUGAGGUGAAGAAAGGUCAGAAGCUUGUUAAUCAACUCGCCCUUUAUGAUUCCAGUCCAGAAGUUUUGGCUGUUACUGAGAGAGUUCGGAAACACUUGGGCAUUAAGUAUCAAGUGACGGUUGCAGAUACGUACAAUUUAUAUGAGCUAUGUCGCUUCCACCGUUCUUGGUCUCCUAAUCUUCGAUCUCCUUGGUGUUCAUUCUUUACUAAUGAGGAUCUAGAAGUGAUGGAGUAUAGAGACGAUGUGCGACAUUACUACAGGAAUGGAUAUGGGUCAGAGGUCAACGCCAACUUGGGUACUUCUGCUUUAAAGGAUUUAUAUGAAAACUUUGAAAAUGCAACUUUGAAUAGAGGAAAAAAUAUUGUAUCAUAUUUCACACACGAUACCAUGUUUGAAAUGGUGAUUAGUGCUCUUGGAUUAUAUAAAGACACGGAACCGCUUCAUGGGUCUUACAGAAAUGCAAAUAGGUUGUGGAGAACAAGUGAAAUCGCCGCGUUUUCGACUAAUUUAAUAGCGGUUUUAUUCAAGUGCCAGGAACAAGGGGAUGACAUGUACCGUGUACAAUUCCUAAUAAAUGAAAAGCCUGCUCACCUCUGUCCAGAAGAAGGUUGUACGUGGAAGCAGUUCGUGGAUCGGUUCAAGAUCUUCACAAACGCUAAUUUUGAAUUCUGCUUGAAUAAAGAGUAUUUAUAUAAUCCGAUCACAAAUGGUGGCUUUAAUAUUUCGAUCGUGAGUCUCUUACUACUAUUACCGACUUUGCUUAUCAUAUAAAUUAUAAUUAUAAUCAUUCUAUUGUAUAGGUAUUUAUAGUAUCUAUAUGACUUCCAAAAAACUAUGUACGUCGUAAUUCCAAAAUAUAUCCUAUGACGUAAUUAAUGAUAAUUCUGUUAAGUCAAUUUACGUUUAUAAUAAGCUGUAUAUAAUAACGCAAAUUAACUAAAUUAUAUUAAAUGUAUACAAUAAUAAGAAAGAAAACAACGCAGAAAAACGCAAUGUUAACUAUAAAAAGGACCAAAUUGUUUCAUUUUCAAUAAAUUAAUUGUUAAUAAUAUUAAUAAAUCAAUACACAGGUGUUUAUAGUAUAAAUAUUAACUAUUUCGUUAAACUAACGUUACUUGCCGAGGAGUGAUUGAUAUUUUUCGGUAAAUCCACGUUUCGUGUUGUGGUCACCUAUUGAUAAGUGAUUUCGACGCGUUAAGGAUAACGGAAGCUACGGUAUUUCUCCCAGGUAAGUAACGUUAGCGAAACGUUUAGUGUCCUCGGUAAGUAACGUUAGCAAAACGGAUAUACUUAUUUACUUAUGCUUAUCACACGUAAUAUAAUGUUGUCGAUUCAUCACAGAAAUCAAUACUGGCAUUGGAAAAUUGUUCAAAUUUCUCUCUGAAGUCGUUCCAACCGCAAACUCGAUUGCCACAAAUGUGAACCUCCUUUUCAUUCACAAAGAACUGUAUCCUAUACUUGUAGGUUGACAUUUUUGUACAUCUGUAAAUCGUUAAUUUAUAAUUAAAUAAAGUAAUAAUUAUUGUUUUAUAAA
Molecule: messenger RNA, 2326 nt
Organism: Nymphalis io (European peacock)
Lineage: Eukaryota; Metazoa; Arthropoda; Insecta; Lepidoptera; Nymphalidae
Product: multiple inositol polyphosphate phosphatase 1-like
Exons: 7
Coding region: 157-1563 (468 amino acids)
Molecular function (GO): acid phosphatase activity; inositol phosphate phosphatase activity
Source: RefSeq, a predicted model, not a curated record